UGGGAGUCGCUGAAUGUGCUUGAAUUUAACACUCCGCAGAAGGUCGCUCCGUCACAGUCGCCCUGGAAUCUAGCUACGUGAGACCCCGAAAACCACCCACCAUGGAUCUGAGAGUGCUGGCGGUAAUGGCUUUGCUGACGGUGGCGAUGUAUACACACGUAUCAUAUGCCAAGCCCAUCAGCCUGGUGGAGAGGUGUUGGUGCCGCUCCACGGUCAACACUGUCCCGCAGCGGACCAUCCGUGAGCUCAGGUUCCUGAACACCCCCAACUGUCCCUUCCAAGUCAUUGCCAGACUGAAGAACAGCAGAGAAGUGUGCAUUAACCCCGAGACUAAGUGGCUCCAGCAGUAUUUGAAGAAUGCCCUUAACAAGUAAGGAGAAACGUUUCUGACAAGAUAAAGAAAAACAAAAAACAGCCUAAUUAAGGACCCCCGCGAGGCGUCGGCCCGCCUUCCAAGCCCACCGCACAGAUACGUAACACAUGUACUCCUCUGGAAUGCUUGCUGAACCAGCACUUACCUGCCAGACAUGCCUUCAGCCCACCAAUGGCUCACCACUGCCGAUGCAGACACUUUUCCUAUUAGCGCAAAGUGCAAUUAUAUAUGUGUGAGUGUGCUUUUGUAAUGUGUGUCUGAUGGUUAUAAA
This is a messenger RNA of Megalops cyprinoides (Indo-Pacific tarpon), 644 nucleotides long. It is a transcript of the gene cxcl12a, whose product is annotated as chemokine (C-X-C motif) ligand 12a (stromal cell-derived factor 1). Lineage: Eukaryota; Metazoa; Chordata; Actinopteri; Elopiformes; Megalopidae. The record is from RefSeq and is a predicted model, not a curated record. Gene Ontology annotation, biological process: positive regulation of cell migration; immune response; defense response. Bases 102 to 374 code for a protein of 90 amino acids. The transcript is spliced from 4 exons. Gene Ontology annotation, cellular component: extracellular region. Gene Ontology annotation, molecular function: chemoattractant activity; chemokine activity.